GGGCAUCCAGGGACUGAUGUGGAUCUGUUUCUGCAGAGCUUCUCGCCCCCUUUAUGGGCUGAGGCCAUCUCCUACCCUCCUUUGAUGCUGGCUACAUGUGCCUUGCUAGUGCUUGUCUUCCUGCUGCUCCUGUUGAGACAUGCACUUGGCUUGUUCCAUGCCUCUUCCUGCUCCCAGCCCUUGGCCUGUGCUGCUGGAUCAGGGCCCUGAAUGAUGGGAGUGGAGAGCAGUAUGACUGGGAGGUGAGGAUGGGACACUGGGAAGACAAAUGUGGAGCUGCAUGUGAGGUCUGGGAGCUGUUCUGGUGUCCUGAUGCUGCUCCCUUCUGGGAACUGCCUCCCAGCGCCUGAUGUUGCAAGAAGGGUUCUGGCAAUAGCCAAAUCAUGUAAUCUGCCCCCUCACUGUUCUAGGUACCCAGUAUCUUCUUGUCUGGGACAGGGUGACCCUGCUUGGAGUCCUGCUGUGCCCGUGCUGCUGCCUACCCUGUGUGAGAACAUUUUCGGCGGUGGUGCUGCCCAGCUGGGUCCUUGCCUGCAGCUGGCAGCCUUGGAAGGAGUGGGCAGUGUCGGAGUAGUAACAGCCAUGAUGCUUGAAUUCGUCAUGGGGUUGCUGACCUGUAGUUCCUCGAUUCAGAGAAGCGGGGGCGAGCUGGCGUCACUGCCAGUUAGAAGCAUGAAACUGAGUUCGCCUAGAGGGGAUCGCACCGAACCGAGCCGAGCCGAGCCGAACCGCAGGACUUUUGACCAGCUGACCUUCACUGAGGAGAAAACAAGAUGUUGGGGGGAAAAAUGACCAGUUUUGGGAAGAAGCUGAUCCGCCGGCGCAUGGUGGACCUGAGCUCUGACACACAUUUUUCUCGCUGCCUCUCCACACUGGACCUUAUAUCCCUGGGUGUGGGUAGCACACUAGGGGCUGGUGUGUACGUGAUGGCUGGUGAGGUAGCCAAGGAAAUGGCUGGUCCCUCUAUUGUUCUCUCCUUUCUGGUGGCUGCUUUCUCAUCUGUACUGGCUGGACUCUGCUACGCAGAGUUUGGGGCGCGUGUCCCCAAAGCUGGCUCUGCGUAUCUCUACAGCUACGUUACCGUUGGCGAGAUCUGGGCUUUCAUUGCCGGUUGGAACCUCAUUCUCUCCUAUGUGAUAGGUACGGCCAGUGUGGCACGAGCCUGGAGUGCAGCAUUUGACAACAUCAUCGGCAACCACAUCUCCACUUUCUUUGCCAGCAAGAUCCCAAUGCAACUGCCAGGAGUGCUGGCCAAGCAUCCAGACUUCUUUGCUUUAAUCCUGAUUUUGCUGCUUACUGUACUGCUGGCUUUUGGUGUCAGCGAAUCUGCCCUCGUGAACAAAAUCUUCACAGCAGUGAACCUGUUGGUGCUGAGCUUUGUCAUCAUUGCUGGCUUCAUCAAGGGAGACAUCAAGAACUGGCAGCUUUCAGAGAAGGACUAUGUCAACUUCUCGCAGUCAGACUCACCGAAUGACAUGAAAAAAACUUUUGGUUCUGGUGGGUUUUUCCCCUUUGGACUGGAAGGGAUGCUGACCGGUGCUGCCACCUGUUUCUAUGCCUUCGUGGGCUUUGACUGUAUUGCCACCACAGGGGAGGAAGCCAGGAACCCACAACGCUCGAUUCCCAUUGGCAUCAUUGUGUCCCUCCUCAUCUGCUUUGUGGCUUAUUUCGGGGUUUCUGCAUCCCUGACUCUCAUGGUGCCCUUCUACCUCCUGGACAAGAGCAGCCCUCUGCCUGAGGCUUUCAAGGCAGUUGGCUGGGAACCAGCCCGCUACGCUGUUGCCGUUGGCUCACUCUGUGCCCUCUCCACCAGCUUGCUGGGCUCCAUGUUUCCCAUGCCCCGAGUGAUCCAUGCCAUGGCAGAGGACGGGCUGCUCUUCAGGUUCCUCUCCCGGAUCCACAGUGGCAGAAAGACCCCUCUGAUUGCCACCUUUGUCUCGGGGUUCUUCGCAGCUGUGUUUGCCCUCCUGCUUGAGCUGAAGGACCUGGUGGACCUCAUGUCGAUCGGCACGCUGCUGGCCUACACCCUGGUGGCGGUGUGCGUGCUCAUCCUCCGGUACCAGCCCAGACAGCUGAACUCCCCGAGGGCCAUGGAAAUGCUGGAGCUGAAUGGGAAUGAGGAGGACAGAGUGAUCAUGGACCCGACCAUCACUGCUGCCAGUGCCCAGCACAAAGAGACGUUGUCGCUGGCGAUGCUCUUCAAUCCACCUGGGGACACCCCCACUGUGCUCUCAGGGCGCAUUGUCUAUGUCUGUGUCGCAGUCAUUGCCGCACUGAUCACAGUCACCUGCGUGGUCCUGACCGUCAGUAUGGCUGCGCUGAAGGAUGCCAGUGUGGGCUGGAUUGUGGCUCUGGUGCUGCUCUUUGUGGCUCUGCUCAUUCUCACCAUCAUCAUUUGGAGGCAGCCUCAGAGCAAUGCACGGUUAAACUUCAAAGUCCCUUUCCUCCCACUCCUGCCAAUCUUCAGCACCUUCGUUAACAUCCUGCUGAUGGUCAAGCUGGAUUCAGGCACCUGGGCGCGCUUUGCCGUCUGCAUGGUUGUGGGUUUUAUUAUUUACUUUGCCUAUGGAAUUUGGAACAGCGUGGAAGCGAAAAAUGCAGAAAGAGCCUGUGCCACAGUAGAAAAGCCUGUGCACCAUCCUGGACAGGACCUCAGCCCUGGGGCUUCUGCAGUCUGAGGGCCUGGGGACCAGUGCUCCAUGGACCUCUUUGCCACUUUGGGACAAGAUCAUGAUCCAGAGAGUACAUCCAUCCCCUCUCCUGCAGAGAGUGAGUCCCAGAGUGAAUGUUCCAACCAAAUGCUGUAUGUUUCCGCUCAUUAACGAAGUAUUGUUAUAUGUGUUUAUUUAUUGGCAAAACAUGUUCACCUUCCUAGAUCUAGAAACAGGAUAAGGCCGCAUUGGGCCAAAUUAGAGGAUGUAGGAUCAAAGACGACAUCAUCCUUUAGCCCUGGCCAGGUUUUGGGAGAAAGCUGGCAGGAAAAUGAAAUUAGAAAUUAAGUCAACUUGUUUGUUUAGUCAUGUAAAAGCUGGACCAUUGUCACAGCAAAUUGGAGGAGCCUCGUGACCUGUAAAAGUGGAGGCACUGCAGGAGUUCCCAGUUACUGGUGUGGUUCUCCAGUCCUUGGCUGUGACAGCUUCCCCCCCCAGCUGAUGUCUCUUGGACUUGGAUGAUGUACCUUCAUUGGGGUAACUGGUGGUGUGUCUUUCUUAAUCACUGCAGGCAUUCUUUCAUAGCAAUGAUUAGCCUUGCUUAGCUUAUCCCUUUGUAAUUCUUUGUUCAUGGUUAGGUGUGUUGCUUAGCUUAUCCUUUUGUCAUUCUUUGCAGUUUUCCAUCAUGGCAAAUGCCACUGUUCCUUAAGUUGGUGUCUAUGUCUCUGACCCUACCCACCAGCAAAAGAAAACCAGCAUGGUCAGCAGGGUCAGAACAAACUGUUGCUUUUAAAAUCUAAAUGAAAGGAAUCAGUCCUGUCUGAAAUUCCCAGAUGGGAAGACCUUCUGUAUAAUUCACUGGUCCUCAAGUGGGUUAAGGUUGGAGGACCAUGUGAGAAAGAAUAUACUAAAAAAAGAAAGGAACUUGUGGAUUUGGGAAGGCAAGGAUGGACUUUGUUAACAGUAUAUCAAACAAAACACCAACAAAAGGAACAGUUGUUGAAAUGAAGCAACAGAUAUGGUUUGCAGAAUCAAAUUGUAAUGCUAAAGGGCCAAAAUAAGCUGCUUGCUGGUAAGUUGGAUUUCCCAGACUUGCUGAGAAGGCUGCAGUUAGAGUAGCUCAGUAUAAGAAAAGGAGGGGGCAAGUGAAUCACAAGAAAAUGCAUGCAGUAAUUGCAGAGGCAGGUGUGCAGUGGGAUCUUCAUAAAUUGAAUGGAAAUAUUUGGGAUUCUGUGGAUUUUGAUGAGGUUGCUUCCCCAGUGAAUUUGUAGAUGUGAGACCAGCAUGGAGAUGAAAGGUGGAAUUAGAUGCUGAUGGUCAGCAGGUCGGGAGGGAUACUCAUAGGGGAUUAUACUCAACAUAAAGUAGAUGAAAUAUCUGAGCAGUUUAAGCAAAGACCAGGGGAACCUCUUUUCUCUUAGAUGGUGUGCUUGCAUGACCAGGGAGCACCAGGGAUAAUCCUAGACACAGGGGACUCUAAGAAGUUUAUAGUUUUGUGCUUGGAUUCUUUUGUGCAGGAUGCAUUUUGGAAUAAUAUUCACAGCACAAAUUUGUUAGUUUUGGCUGUUUUGGAUGUAAUAUUAAAUACCCUACAGAAAAUUGGAGGCCAGGAUCUGAAAGUCAGAGGUAUACUUUGUGAGAAUGUAUACCAGAUGCAUGAGCACCUCUUGUGAUUUUGUAUUUGUAGAUAAUGUUGCUGAAGAUACAAGUAGUCACUCCAAUAUUUGUGCCUGUAACUUUGUUGCAAUUACAGGAUUUUAGUUAUUUAUUUUUUUAUAUAUUUUUUAAAAGAAGUCUUUUAGUUUUUUACCUCCUGCCAAUUUUUGGAAUCUAGCUAUACCCUGAUUCAAGACUUGCAGCCUACUCCCACUGGUACUGACUGGUAAAGGAACUGUUACAACACACAGACCUGAGGCUUGCUAAAACAAGCCCAAGAGUAUGGACAAAAGACUUUGGUUGCUGUCCAUCAUGACAUGGCAGAAAUUCAUCAUGUGAUGGAGUGAGUGAAGAAAGAGAACAUGAAUAGUGGGAGACUUUUUUUGGAUGGGUCCUACAGCUACCAGAAUUCUCAACUGAGUGCUUCACCCUAUUGUCAUUUUAUUGAUGCUAAUCCUUAUGCUUUUUGUUCUGAUAAUUGCAUUGUAUGUUAAGGUUUGGAUGAUUAUGAAACAAUUAGCUUACCAACUACCUCCACUGACAGUAGACAAUCCAUGUGGUACCAAAGCAUGAAAUGUUCUCAAGCUCUAUUUGGAUACUGUGAAGCUUGAGUGACUAUAGUCACAGAGUGUAUUAUGUGGGAAAAUGACUGGGAACUCUGUGGACAGGUAUCUGGGGGUACAAUGAGAGAAAACUGAGGACUUAUAACAGUAUAGAAAUUAUAGGGUGGGUGUUACACUAUUCCUUACU
Molecule: messenger RNA, 5057 nt
Organism: Ficedula albicollis (Collared flycatcher)
Lineage: Eukaryota; Metazoa; Chordata; Aves; Passeriformes; Muscicapidae
Gene: SLC7A3
Product: solute carrier family 7 member 3
Exons: 13
Coding region: 774-2678 (634 amino acids)
Biological process (GO): transmembrane transport; amino acid transport
Cellular component (GO): plasma membrane
Molecular function (GO): amino acid transmembrane transporter activity
Source: RefSeq, a predicted model, not a curated record